Messenger RNA from Manduca sexta (tobacco hornworm), 1209 nucleotides. It is a transcript of the gene CAH9, whose product is annotated as carbonic anhydrase 7. Bases 92 to 1051 code for a protein of 319 amino acids. Gene Ontology annotation, molecular function: carbonate dehydratase activity; zinc ion binding. The transcript is spliced from 5 exons. Gene Ontology annotation, cellular component: cytoplasm. The record is from RefSeq and is a predicted model, not a curated record. NCBI's taxonomy places the organism in Eukaryota, Metazoa, Arthropoda, Insecta, Lepidoptera, Sphingidae.
GAUGUGUAGUAUAUAAACCGCGACCACGGCGGCAGGAAGCAUCUGAGUCUUCCAAUAAUCACAUUACAAAGAUUGCAAUUGUAGUGAAAACAUGGCUUCGUCCCUCAUAGCUGUCAUUGCCGUUUUGGCGAUUAAUGUAUCCCUGGUCCUCGGAUGGGGUUACCGCGCAUCCGACCAGAGACGCUGGGCUGUCCUGCACCCGGCGUGCGGCGGCCGUCAGCAGUCCCCCAUUGCCAUCGCAGCGCGGCAGGCAAUCCCCAUAUCUAUUCCGGCCAUGGAGCUCAUCGGAUACCAAAACCCUCUGCCUGGACCUUUGACUAUAACUAACAAUGGACAUUCAGUGGCCUUAACCAUACCCAAAUACAGCUCAGAAGAAGAAAAGAAAGGCUUCCGCCUGCCUUACAUAUUCGGUGGUCCUCUGGAUAAUGAGUAUGAGAUCGAAGGUCUUCACUUCCACUGGGGAGACAAGAACAACCGCGGCUCGGAGCAUACUCUCAACGACAUGCGCCUGCCUUUAGAGAUGCACAUUAUCCACAGGAAUAAGAAAUAUAGGAACUUGGCUGAAGCUCUGCAGCAUCCUGAUGGUCUUUGCGUUCUUGCUUUCUUUUACCAGGUCGUAGAAUUCGACGCCAAGCUCCUUACCCCAAUCGUGAAGAACCUGUCGGCAAUCGAGAACUACAACACGAGCAUGCAGCUGCCCCAUACUUUCUCCCUCUCAUCCAUCCUCUCGGGGCUGGACACUGAGCGUUUCUACACGUACAAGGGCUCUCUCACUACCCCGCCUUGCGCUGAAGCCGUCACAUGGGUCGUAUUCUCGGACUACCUGCCGAUUUCCGUGUUCCAGAUGGACAACUUCCGUGGUCUCCUCUCCAACCUGAACCUCCCUCUGGUGGACAACUUCAGGCAACUGCAACCACUCUUCGGGCGCAGGAUCUUCGUCCGCAUUACUUCCAAGAAUCCCAAGUUCAAGAAGACCAAGCUCCACUACUCCAAAUGGGACUGGGUUGGCCACAAGAAAGCCGAAAAUGACGUCGCUGAAUUCGACGAAUAAAUAGUUCCAAAUAUUAUAAAUCUACCGCUACGGGUAUAUUCUACAAAUGAUACCAAAUAUUGUCUCUCAUAUAUGGUUGUGUGCACUGUGUUAUAUUUGUAUAUAUGUGUGAUAUCAUGUAAGUUUGUUAAUCUUUAAAUAAUAAAUAAUUAAAUAAA